UUAAUGUAAUCUUCUCUUGACCUAAAAAGCAAGCUGCAACAGAGAGAGAAAGAAAGAAAGAUCGUUGUAGUUCAUUGCAUGUGAAAAAAACCCACCGGAAUGGAUCGCCAAGACUCACCUGUUUUCGAUCGCUUUGCUCCUUCACAACCAUUAGAGUCCAAGAAAAACUAUCAUCAGUCCGAGAAUGGGAGUGAAAAAGACAGCCGCGGUUCUGGUAAUAUUGAAAAGGAAACAAAGAUCAUCAGCCCAUCUUCAAGAAUCCGUCAGUUUGACAGAGAGGAAGUUGCAUUAUUUGCAGGCAUGAGUUCGCGUCCAGAUCAAGAUGAUGGAGAAGAAAAACCAGUAGUAGUACUGUCGUCCGAGGCCAUGCCUGAAGAUAGCGGACGUGAGAGGCUGAAGAGGCAUAGGGUUGAGGUGGCGGGUCGGGUUUGGAUUCCUGAUAUAUGGGGCCAGGAAGAGCUUUUGAAUGACUGGAUAGAUUGUUCUGCAUUUGAUGCUUCUUUAGUCCCCAAAGGAAUCAUGUCGGCUCGUGCGGCCUUGGUUGAAGAAGGAAGAAGAGCAAAUUCUAGCGGAUUAAGAAUAGUAAACAGGUGUUGAAUUUUUUCUUUUUCUUAAUUCUAAGAUAUUUUCCAUUGUUUUAAGCUUAUUGACAAUGCACUUAGUAUAUUUAAAACCCUAAUUGAUUACAAAAAAUAAAUAUAUGUGAACGGUUUCUAUUUCUGGGUA
Molecule: messenger RNA, 726 nt
Organism: Juglans regia (Persian walnut)
Lineage: Eukaryota; Viridiplantae; Streptophyta; Magnoliopsida; Fagales; Juglandaceae
Product: protein BIC1-like
Exons: 1
Coding region: 100-597 (165 amino acids)
Biological process (GO): blue light signaling pathway
Source: RefSeq, a predicted model, not a curated record